AUGAGUUUUAAGGAAGAAUUCAUUAUAGAAUUCAUUAUAGAAUUAAUUAUAGAAUUAAUUAUAGAAUUAAUUAUAGAAUUAAUUAUAGAAUUCAUUAUAGAAUUCAUUAUAGAAUUAAUUAUAGAAUUAAUUAUAGAAUUAAGUAUAGAAUUAAUUAUAGAAUUCAUUAUAGAAUUCAUUAUAGAAUUCAUUAUAGAAUUCAUUAUAGAAUUCAUUAUAGAAUUCAUUAUAGAAUUCAUUAUAGAAUUCAUUAUAGAAUUCAUUAUAGAAUUCAUUAUAGAAUUCAUUAUAGAAUUCAUUAUAGAAUUCAUUAUAGAAUUCAUUUUAGAAUUCAUUAUAGAAUUCAUUAUAGAAUUCAUUAUAGAAUUCAUUAUAGAAUUCAUUAUAGAAUUCAUUAUAGAAUUCAUUAUAGAAUUCAUUAUAGAAUUCAUUAUAGAAUUCAUUAUAGAAUUCAUUAUAGAAUUCAUUAUAGAAUUCAUUAUAGAAUUCAUUAUAGAAUUCAUUAUAGAAUUCAUUAUAGAAUUCAUUAUAGAAUUCAAUAUAGGAUUCAUUAUAGAAUUCAUUAUAGAAUUCAUUAUAGAAUUCAUUAUAGAAUUCAUUAUAGAAUUCAUUAUAGAAUUCAUUAUAGAAUUCAUUAUAGAAUUCAUUAUAGAAUUCAUUAUAGAAUUCAUUAUAGAAUUCAUUAUAGAAUUCAUUAUAGAAUUCAUUAUAGAAUUCAUUAUAGAAUUCAUUAUAGAAUUCAUUAUAGAAUUCAUUAUAGAAUUCAUUAUAGAAUUCAUUAUAGAAUUCAUUAUAGAAUUCAUUAUAGAAUUCAUUAUAGAAUUCAUUAUAGAAUUCAUUAUAGAAUUCAUUAUAGAAUUCAUUAUAGAAUUCAUUAUAGAAUUCAUUAUAGAAUUCAUUAUAGAAUUCAUUAUAGAAUUCAUUAUAGAAUUCAUUAUAGAAUUCAUUAUAGAAUUCAUUAUAGAAUUCAUUAUAGAAUUCAUUAUAGAAUUCAUUAUAGAAUUCAUUAUAGAAUUCAUUAUAGAAUUCAUUAUAGAAUUCAUUAUAGAAUUCAUUAUAGAAUUCAUUAUAGAAUUCAUUAUAGAAUUCAUUAUAGAAUUCAUUAUAGAAUUCAUUAUAGAAUUCAUUAUAGAAUUCAUUAUAGAAUUCAUUAUAGAAUUCAUUAUAGAAUUAAUUAUAGAAUUAAUUAUAGAAUUCAUUAUAGAAUUCAUUAUAGAAUUCAUUAUAGAAUUCAUUAUAGAAUUCAUUAUAUAA
Molecule: messenger RNA, 1254 nt
Organism: Psylliodes chrysocephalus
Lineage: Eukaryota; Metazoa; Arthropoda; Insecta; Coleoptera; Chrysomelidae
Source: the annotation of a GenBank genome assembly